UACCACUCUCAACAAACUAAAAAACUCAGAAAGAAAAAAUGGCGGAGAAGGUGAUUCUGCUUGAUUUUUUUGCUAGCAUGUACGGAAUGAGGGCUCGGGUGGCGCUAGCCGCAAAAGGCGUGGAAUACGAGUUCAAAGAGGAGGACUUGCGCAACAAAUCCCAGCUUCUUCAUCAAUCCAACCCCAUUCACAAGAAAAUCCCAGUUUUGAUUCAUAACGAUAAACCCGUUUGCGAGUCACUUAUCAUUGUUGAGUACAUCGACGAGGUUUGGAACCACAAAUACCCUCUUUUGCCCUCCCAUCCUUACCAGAGAGCCCAAUCUAGGUUCUGGGCUGAUUACAUCGACAAAAAGCUGUAUGAUGCUGCAAGGAAGACGUGGACUAAGAGUGGGGAAGAGUUAGAAGCGGGGAAGAAGGAAUUCGUAGAGAUUCUGAAGCAGAUGGAAUCGGAGCUGGGAGACAAGGCCUUCUUCGGUGGAGAGAGCUUUGGAUUUUUGGAUGUGGCAUUGGUCACAUAUACGGCGUGGUUCCACACCUACGAAAAGUGUGGUGGUUUCAGCAUUGGGGAGCACUGCCCCACACUCAGUGCGUGGGUGAAGAGGUGUUUGGAGAUAGAUUUUGUGUCGAAUUCCUUGGUUGAUCCGGUCAAGGUUUACGAGUUUGCUUUAAAGAUAAGGAAGGUGUUCGGUAUCGACCCCUCCUAAUUUUGCUACUAUGUCACGUUGUGUUUAGGAUAAUAACACCACCUUUCUCUCUCUCUUUAUCGGUGGUUGAGAAAUUUAAAGUUGAUGUUGAUGCUUAGGUGCAUCACCACAUGCACCAAAAGAGAAAUCUGGAAUUUGAGAUUUUUAAUA
Molecule: messenger RNA, 854 nt
Organism: Salvia hispanica
Lineage: Eukaryota; Viridiplantae; Streptophyta; Magnoliopsida; Lamiales; Lamiaceae
Product: glutathione S-transferase U19-like
Biological process (GO): glutathione metabolic process
Cellular component (GO): cytoplasm
Molecular function (GO): glutathione transferase activity
Source: RefSeq, a predicted model, not a curated record